GAAAACUCCUUCCAAUGAGCAGUCUGCAGCUGCUGUCUACAACCAGCCAUGAUACUCCAGACUGCUGUUCUCAGUGUGUUCCUCUGCUCUGUCUGCAGCUUCACUAUACAGGCUUCACUUGAAAAGACAGAGGAAUACUCUGGCAACACCAUUGCAGAUGAUGAAUUCAGCGUUUCCACACUGUUAGAGAAGGCCAAUGCUAAUCUUGGAAAGAACAUGGAUGAGCCUCUGGUGAUAUUUGGAGACAUAGCAGUGCCAACAGGUCUACAAAAUGCUGAUCCCUGCACAACCCGUGGCUGCCUGUGGCCUAAAUCCUCUGAUGGCAAUGUUUAUGUACCAUACCGACUCUCAAAUGCAUACUCCCAAAGAGAGAGAAAUACCAUUAUUGGUGGUCUGCGGUCAUUUGCUGCAUCCACCUGCAUCCGCUUCACCCCCUUGCAGAGGCAGAGGGACUUUGUGGACAUCCAGUCUCUGUCAGGGUGUUAUUCAUAUGUCGGGCGUCGUGGCAAUAGGCAGCCAGUGUCUUUGAGUCGCAACGGCUGUGUCUUCCAUUCAAUUGUCCAACAUGAGCUGCUCCAUGCCCUGGGCUUCAACCAUGAGCAGACCCGUUCCGACAGGGAUGAGCAUGUUCGCAUCCAGUUGCAGAAUGUCAUUCCAGGAAUGGAGUCUAAUUUCAGGAAGAUCAACACAAGGAACCUUGGUACUCCCUAUGACUACAACUCUGUCAUGCACUAUGGAAGGUUUGCUUUCUCCAGGAACAGGCAGGCAACCAUCCUUCCAAUCCCUGACAAUAAUGUAGCCAUUGGCAGGGCCAACCAGAUGAGUGCCAAUGACAUCCUUCGAGUGAACCGCCUUUAUCAAUGCAAUUCAACUGCCUCUGGACCUGCUGUGCUGCGAGCCCAUUUGAAAUCAAAGUAAGUGGGUUCAGAGAAAGAUGUUUUAGAUGAAGGUUUCCACCUCUUUAUUCUACAGAUACAGAUCAAGCUACAAACAGGACACACAGGAAGUAAAUGACAUCAACUUUUGAUAUGCUGCAUAUGCAAAUCCAAUACAGCUGAAAUAAUUGCUGACUUAUGCUUCUGAAGUACUAAAAGAACAGAAAAAAACACAACAUUCAUUCAUACUGGCCGUGUGGUGUCCUGCAAGUGUCCGCAAGCCCUGACAUUCAUAUAUGGGUGGAAACUAUGUAAUUUGCACCAUGUUUAAGCCUAAAAGUCCAAACUCAGACACUUCACCCACCCCUUCAUUG
This is a messenger RNA of Paralichthys olivaceus (Japanese flounder), 1249 nucleotides long. The record is from RefSeq and is a predicted model, not a curated record. NCBI's taxonomy places the organism in Eukaryota, Metazoa, Chordata, Actinopteri, Pleuronectiformes, Paralichthyidae.